Trichobilharzia regenti is the source of this 1888-nucleotide messenger RNA. NCBI's taxonomy places the organism in Eukaryota, Metazoa, Platyhelminthes, Trematoda, Strigeidida, Schistosomatidae. The record is from the annotation of a GenBank genome assembly.
UUUUUUCUGCUAAUUUGUCACAGACAUAUUGGUUUGCGGAUUACGAAUUAAUUUUGCAAUAUAAGAUUAAAUUCGAUUUGUAACUCUGCAUUUUCCGAAGCCAAUUGGGUUCAAACGCAUUUAUGUCAUCAGAAUUUCUUCCGAAUAUUCCUAGCAAUCACAUGUCAAUGCCUAAUUGUCUUCCUGUAAUUCAGAGAAAAUCUGUUAGCCCGAUAACUCAGUCAUCAAAUGAAUCACACAAUCGUCCAAUGUGUCCUCGUAUGGGUGUAAAACACAUUAGAAGUAAACAUGUCAGCCUGUUGGAUUGGUCAUUGAUGAAUACAGUUACACCUAAAGUUCCAUGUAACAAUGGUUCCAAUGCUGGCGAAAUCAGUACAGUAAAGAACUCUACCGUAUCAAAUCAGCUCAAAAGUAGACCUUCAUUGUUCUUGUCAAUUCAUGAACAGGGGAAGAUAAAUCAAGAUCAAUCUCAACCUAGGAGAAGUGGACAGCUAAUGCUCAAUAAAAUGAUACCAACUAAAAGACGACCAAUCAAAGCUAAACACUCUAUACACAAUGAAAGUGUUUGUCAAUUUACACAGGUAACGAAUCAACAAACUGUAUUUGCCAACGAUAAUAACACAACUGGUAAUAGUGAGAAUGAUUUAAAGCACUCAGGCUGGGAUACAGAACAGCUGAAUACCCCAUUGUAUUUACCACUGGCAUCAUCUCCGUUGUGUGCAUUGUCCCCGUGUCAAAAUGAUGCCAUUAGUACUGAUCCUGUGGUAAGAAGACGAGUCAGUGCUGAUGUUACACCAGUAUCUGCAGGAGUUAAACGAAUUAUCGAGUAUGCAGAUGAUUUAUCACCAGCGAAACGAAAAUGUAGUGAUAACUCUUCCAUUACAUCAUGUCCCAGCUAUGUGAAUGGGUACCAUAAAUCUUCAGAACAUACAUCAGAAACAAUCCACAUUAAUGAAACAACUGAUUCAACCGUCAACUCUCCUCAUAUCAACUGCGAUUCAAAUCAAGCCCCUACAACCAAGAGACGAAGUCUUACAAUGAAAUAUCAUAACAAAUUCACUAAAAGUGUAACAAAACAAUUUAUUCGUCGUAAUAGUACAGGAAGUUCAAAGAUAUCUAAACCCUAUAGCCAAAUGAAUGACAGCUCAAAUCAUAACAAACCAAAUAUGUUAAAUGUCAUUAGACGAUCUGCAAGACGUACCCUUGGCACUAUACGGGAUAUGCUGAAACCUUCGAAUUCAUCUACCUCAAUUGUGUCAAACUCUUCUUCAGAUGUUGAUGAAACUAAAUACGAAUCACAAUGUGAUGAUCAAUGCUUUGUACCCUCGGAUAAGGUUACAUCCUUAAUAGUACCUUCAUUAGAUGAAGGUUACAAUGGAAAUGAUGAGAAUGUUGACCUUGUCCACACCGAUUCUAAUUCCUCAAAUUCUCUACGAUAUGUCACCUUAUCAAAAUCUAGUCAAGAUAGUACAUUCGGUUUAUUUGUUACAAAAUCUAACCUGGGUUAUCGUGUAACACGUUUAACGGUGCGAUUAAUUCUCAAUAAUUCAAGUUCCCUGCGUAUUGGUGAUGAAAUUAUCCAAGUGAAUGGAAUCGAUUGUAAACAGAUAGAUAUUGAUCAAAUGCAAGAAUUAUUUCGACAAAAUCAAUCGAUUCAGCUGACAAUUAUUGAUGAAUAAAUCCCUUCAACCACCUCAAUGCCUUACGCAUCCUGUGUCAAUAUACUGGCUAUGUGAUAUCCCCUGGAAGGCAGAUUGAAUCUUCCCUCUACCCGCUAAAACCCUCAACCCUCAAAAAAAAAAAACAACCAGAUCCCAGUGUCAUCAAAUUUUCUUCUAUUACUUUUUGAUUUCAUCUUUAUUUUUUAACUUUUUGAUUUAUUGAUUAU